Neoarthrinium moseri is the source of this 1194-nucleotide messenger RNA. RefSeq lists its product as uncharacterized. Bases 1 to 1194 code for a protein of 397 amino acids. The transcript has 5 exons. Gene Ontology annotation, molecular function: O-methyltransferase activity. The record is from RefSeq and is a predicted model, not a curated record. Lineage: Eukaryota; Fungi; Ascomycota; Sordariomycetes; Amphisphaeriales; Apiosporaceae.
AUGGAAUACACACUUAAUGAUGCUCUUGACCUGGCUGCAAAGCUAGAUGAUGCCAUUCGCAACUCAGAGGCCAUUAACAGGCUGCAAGAUGAUGGACUCCGGCGCAGGCUACGGGAAGCAAGCCGGAAGCUGAGUAUCGCGCCACUCCAACUUGCCUUGGCUCGCAUUGGUGUAGAAAGGGGGAUAUUUGACUUGCUCUCCAAAGGAGACAUACUUACUAGCGCCGAUCUGGCGACUCAGACUCAGAUCGAUCCGGUGCUCUGCCGGCGCCUAUUACGCUACUGGCAGUCUCAAGACAUGAUUUCGCAGCCGAAUAAUGACGCUUAUAAGGCGAACAACGUCACCAAAGCUCUUUCUAGUGCUAGUGGAAGCUCUGGAAUAAGCUAUUUCCACGAGAUGAUCUCUCAGUCUUUUUGGGCUCUGCCCAAAUUCAUUCGAGAAACCGGUUAUCAAAACCCCGAAGAUCCCAACAAAUGUUCUUGGCAUUUUGGUCAUAACACAGAUUUGAAUCCCUUUCCAUGGCUCCGAGCCAACCCGGAACACAUGCAAUACUUUCUGCCUUGGAUGGCAACCCAACGGGAAGGCUUGCCAAUUUUUCUCGAUACGAUGAACGUAAAUGACGAGUUUUGGAAGAAGGCCAACGAUUCGACUCCCUUAUUCGUUGACGUUGGUGGUGCCUUGGGCCACCAAUGUAUCGCGGUACGAAAGCGUUAUCAGGAUCUUCAAGGCCGGGUUAUUCUUCAAGAACAAGGGUUUAUCAUUGACCAAGUCGAGUCUCACCCUCUUCCCGAAUUCAAGAAUGUUGAAACCAUGAGAUACGACUUCUUCACGCCGCAGCCUAUCCAAGGGGCACGCAUCUAUUAUUUCCGAAAUAUUUUCCAUGAUUGGCCAGACAACAAGUGUAUAGAGAUCCUGGAGAAUCUCAAAGGCGCGAUGAAAGAAGACUCCGUACUUUUCAUUGAUGAGAUGGUCCUCCCUGAGAAAGGUGCGCCUUGGAGAGCCACGCAGCUGGACAUGGCUAUGAUGACAUGUCUCGCUGCUAAAGAGCGCACCGCCAUCGAAUGGGAAGCACUUCUAAAUAAGGGAGAUUUCAAGGUACAAAGGAUUUGUAAAUAUACCGAUGAGUGCGAGGAUUGUAUCAUCGUCGCAACUCCUAAGUCUGGGGCUGAAAACCGCCUUGCAACACUGUCUUGA